This is a messenger RNA of Neocloeon triangulifer, 1642 nucleotides long. RefSeq names its product WD repeat-containing protein 13-like. Gene Ontology annotation, molecular function: promoter-specific chromatin binding; protein binding. The transcript has 9 exons. Gene Ontology annotation, cellular component: nucleus. The record is from RefSeq and is a predicted model, not a curated record. The coding region runs from base 160 to 1602 and encodes 480 amino acids. NCBI's taxonomy places the organism in Eukaryota, Metazoa, Arthropoda, Insecta, Ephemeroptera, Baetidae.
CGGCAGCUGAGCUGCGCCUAGCCGCGCCCACUUUAAUCUUUAAUUUGUUAUGACAAAAAAUAACACGAAGAAUAACUUGCGGAAGCAGCCGUUUAUUAUUUUUAUCUACAUAUUUUAAAUUAUUUGUAGACAUAAAAUAAGUGGAAUUAAGUCUUUAAAAUGACACCGAGCUCAUGGCAACAGCAGGCGUUUGCCAUAGACGCGCGAGUAAACGCCCUGCGUGCAUCAAAACACCCAAACUUUCGCACUCAAUACUUGCGAAGGAGAAGCCAGCUGUUGCGAGAGAACGCCGCAAACUCUUAUGAUGAUGACCAGUCUGUUCAGAUGGAGAGGCAGGCAUAUCUUAGAACACGGGUUCAGCUUCUCCAAAAUAGAUAUGGCAUCCUGUGUGAUCUGUCUAGCACACGAAGCGUGAGUGCCAGAAGCAGCAGGAUCAGCGAAUCGCCAGAGAGAAGAGGGUCUCUGAGUGACUGGUCCCUUUCAGAGAGUAGAGUUCAGAGGGGAGACGUGGUGCCCACGGCUGACGCUGAAGCUUCCAGGGCUAUUGUUGGUGGAACAACUAUUGAGGAAAAUUACGCAUUUGUCGGUGUUCACCACAUUUUUGACCAACACUCGGCGCCAGUCAACAUGGUUAAAUUUGCCAACAAUGAUCGAUCCCUUUUGUGCUGCUGCUCCGAGGACGGUACCCUGUCCAUCUGCAACGUUACGGCAGACCCUCCAUGUGUUGUGGCCAUUCUACAAGGGCACAGCAAGGCCGUCACAGGUUGCGACUGGAGCAGUUCAAACGACUUCAUAGCAAGCAGUUCCCUCGAUGGCAGCAUACGCCUGUGGAACGUGACUGCCGGUCAGAUUCCCUCUUGCCUUCGAGCUAUCACCAGUUGCGAGGCUGGCACUGAAAUUCUUUGCUGUCUCUUCCACCCAGUCAAUGGAAACCUCCUUGUUACUGGCAACUCCAAAGGAGUUGUGCAAGUUGUGAACGUCUCAACAGGAAUCAACCCCAAGAGUGGAGCUAGCAAAAUGGGAGGUCGGGUGCAAGCUAUAGAGUUUGAGUCGUCGGGACAAAUGCUCUGGGCUGGCAACGACAAAGGAGUCAUUUUUUCAUUUGUGCUGGGUCCUGUCAAUGGACGAAUUUCAAAGUGCAGAAGACUGAGUUUGGGCGAUCACUGUUCCGUGACCUGCAUUUCUUGGCGCGCUUGGUGCAGCAGAGAAGCUAGAGACCCCACCCUUUUAGUUAAUGCAACAAACAAUUCAGUUUACUUAUUUGGGGUUGCAGACAGUGAAGGUAAACUGCUCCUUAAAAGAAGAUUUCCAAUCAAACACAAAGAGUUAACGGUCCAUUCUACUUUUUGUCCCAUCAUGUCAUUCCGCCAAGGAGUUUGUGUCGUUAGUGGUAGUGAAGACUGCUGUGUUUACUUCUUUGACAUCGGAAAUGAACGCAGUCCCUGCUUCAACAAACUCCAAGGUCAUUCCAGCCCAGUUCUUGGUAUUAGUUUUAACUAUGACGAGUCUCUAUUGGCCUCAAGUGAUCAGCAAGGUUUGGUGAUUCUGUGGAAACGGGUGAGCAGAAAUAGUUCGUCGGCAACAAGUCCCACAGAUUGUUGAAUCUUAUUUGUUUUCAAUAAUAAAAGAGUUAUUUUCACUU